Molecule: messenger RNA, 542 nt
Organism: Arabidopsis arenosa
Lineage: Eukaryota; Viridiplantae; Streptophyta; Magnoliopsida; Brassicales; Brassicaceae
Source: the annotation of a GenBank genome assembly
AACUUCACACUACUACUAUGGAGAAUCAUGGAGGAAGAAGAAGAGACAUAGCCAUAACCGAUGGAGAAAGGAGGACUGGUUCUUCGGUUGUGGCUGCAACCGUAGCAGCUGUGGCAGUGGUCGGGCCGCUUUUAGGUCUGAUGAGUUUCAGCUUUGUGGCGACGGUGACUCUGUUUCUGAUCGCUUCUCCAUUGCUGCUGAUAUUUGCUCCAGUUUUUAUGGUGACGCUCGCGGUUCUUGUGGCGGCUAUGGUUGGUGUUGGGGUAGCUGCAGCCAUGUGGAUGAUGGGAAUAGCUGCUUUGGUAUGUUGUGGCCGAGAGAUUGGUAUUGAAACCGGAGUGGCUGGGAGGAUGGUUGAGUCGGUUGUGAGAGAAUUAGGUUAUGGUCGGAGUCGUUACUUGCGAAACAAAUCAGAGUAUGGCUAUUCUUCUUCUUCUCGGGCUUACUAGUUCAAACUUGGAAAAAUUCAUGGGAAUUUCAAGGAGAUGGUGAAUAAAGAAAACACAGAGAUAUGGUUAUGAUAAGAAAACAAAAAUUUAAGC